AUGAUAAUACCUAUUUUAUUAAUCACAAAUUUGAUUACAUCAUCUGCUGUUUAUACAUUGGUUGGAGAAACUCCAUGCACAGGAUUAAUAAAUACAGCUUGUACUGCAAGUGCAAUUUCUGGAUUUGGAUAUUGUUAUUGGGAAACGUAAUUUAUAAAACAAUUAUUUUUAUUUUAGCAAUUGUUAAACCCUACCAUGUUAUAUGAUUGAUGAAAUUGCUGCCUGUAGAACAGGUUCUGGAUUACCUACUGGAGGUGCAUCUACUCUUUGCGAUUCUUUAGAAACAUUCAGUUUAUAAUAUGAUAAUGUUUGUUGUGAUAAAUCAGAAGGAUAAUUAAAUUAUGCUUUUGUUAGAUUUGCUAAAACCACAGAUGGUCAUUUUGAUAAAGCAAGUGAUGGAUCAACUACAUUAGCAUCUCUAAACUAAUAAACUUCAGCAAUUAUCUUUUAAUUAUACACAGUAAAUCCAUGGAAGAUUAUGCCAUCAUUUUAUAAUUUGCCUACAGCAACUAAUUUUGAAUCAUAAUUAGGAGCCAUUUUAGAUUAAUAUAAAUUUUUAGCUCCUGCAUUACAAACUUAGUCAGAUUCACAUCCUUUUUACAUGGAAAGAACUGUGUAUUAAUCAUUACAAAUGUUAAGAGUAUAUAAUUAAUUCUCAAUCUUAGGAUUUCCUUGUUUUAUAAACAUCUCCAUAAAAUACAAUGAGAGAUAAUUUAAUAAAAAAAAUAUGGUCAGUUACCCUUAUAGCAUUAUUUAGAAUGGUCAAAUUUUAACCUAAUUAUUAUUCAACAAAUUAUUAUUUUAUCAAUUUUGCCAUUAUUCCUUAUUCAAGAAAUUCAAUCACACUUAAUGGACAACAACAUACAACUAAAAUUGAUUGGACAGGUUAUUCUUAUAGUUAAAAUGGAUAUUUAAUGGUGUAUUCAUUUCCUCCUGAAAUAUUUGGAAUUAGAAAUGCUUACUCAGAUGUUAUCUGUUUAAGACCAAUAGUUGGAAGUUCACCAGUUUAUGAUGCGAAUGAAAAUACUUUUGAUACUGGUUUCAAACCAUUAACUUUCACAUGGUCCUGGACUGACCCUUCAUUAACUGUUGUUGCUGCCAAUCUUAAAUUAUUUAAAUUUCCUAUUGGUGAUGCUUUAGAAACUGGAAUUACUUAAGAAACUGCCACCUUUACUUGUUAUAUGAGUGCUAAAUAUUGUGUCUCUUCUAGUGUAACAGCUACACCUCCUAAUACAGGAGUUAAUUAUUAUAUCACCACUGGAUUAGGAGUUACUGCAGAUAAAAAUAAGGUAUAAUGUAGAUUGUAAGGAAAAUCAUGGUCAGGUACAAUUUGUUCUUGAA
This is a messenger RNA of Paramecium pentaurelia, 1341 nucleotides long. The record is from the annotation of a GenBank genome assembly. Lineage: Eukaryota; Ciliophora; Oligohymenophorea; Peniculida; Parameciidae.